Molecule: messenger RNA, 1644 nt
Organism: Arabidopsis thaliana (thale cress)
Lineage: Eukaryota; Viridiplantae; Streptophyta; Magnoliopsida; Brassicales; Brassicaceae
Product: F-box family protein
Exons: 4
Coding region: 1-1440 (479 amino acids)
Source: RefSeq, marked reviewed
AUGAGUCAAUUCCCUCUCUCAAUUCUCAAAACCUCUCAACCUCACCAUCAGCCCAAAUCCAUGAACGCACCACGAUCAUCGGAUGCAAGAGGCAAACGUAUCCUCAUCGAUCCAAUCGACGACCGGAUCAGUAAACUCCCCGACGAUGUGUUGGUCAUGAUCCUAGCAAGUUUGUCCACUGAAGAUGCUUUGAAGACAAGUGUGUUGUCUACACGAUGGAAGAAUGUAUGGAAACAAGUGCCUUACCUCCACUUCGAUUUGCUAAGUGCUACAUACGAGAGUGGACUUAUCGCUGCUCUUUCCAAUAGUGUUGCGGAAUCGAUAACCCAGGUUAUAAACAAUCACAAUGGUCAUUUGAUGGGUUGCUCAAUCCAUCAUUUCGCACACCAUUGUGUAAACGGUGUGCUUGAAAAUUGGAUUCGAUUGCUUACUCUUGAGAAAAAUACUAGAUUUCUCUCACUUUGUAACAAACUUGGUAAAGGUAGGAGAACCAAUGUGCUUCGGUUUUCCCCUAACACUUUCUCGCAUCCAAAGCUCGCAACCCUCUUCCUACGUCGAUACGAUUUAGUAACCGCACAUGCCUUCAAGGAGUGUGAAAAUCUGAAGAUUCUCAAGCUUGAGGGAAUCUUAGCUGAAGUUGAUGUGUUCAACACAGUUAUUGCAUCAUGUCCUUCUCUCAAGGUGCUGGUGCUAAAUUGCAUGUGGUACAACGAAAAGACCUGCCUGAAGAUUCAUAAUAAUAAUCUGAAGGUCUUGCAUUUGGAUUGCCCUCAUGUUGAUUGCAUUGACGUGUCUGCAGCUCUUCUGGAUAUUUUCUCCAUUUUCUACUUUGCGUUUGCUAAGGAACAAAACUUUGUCAUCAAGGCACCAAGACUUUUGUUUAAUAAUUGGACUAAAGAUCUAGAGAAAGUGCCAAACAUGAACUACAAUAUUACAUCUCAUGCUCAGGAGAAAAAAAAUAUUGGACAUGAGUUCGUGGUGAGUGGAGAUGCUAGCUACUUGCAAAAGCUUAAGUCUUUGAAGGUGGUCGUGGAUGUAACAAAUUCGAGAGAAGUCCACAUGCUAAGGGACAUUUUAGUUGCUUGGAAUGGAGUAUUGGAAGAGCUCCAUAUACUAUUUAAGGAUAACAAUGUCCCUAACUCUAAGGAAGAUAGUGAAUCUUCGAUUGGUGGAACACAAAAGAAAAAGUGGGAGGAGGCAAAUCUGUUUCCCAAUGCUGAUUUUCGUGUGGAAGUUAUGUGGAUGUUUGAUUUCAACGGUUCAAAUAAAAAACAAUUUGCAUUAGCUUCGCGUUUUGUAACGCAAGGGACGGUAAUGAAGAAGAUGAUGAUUAAAACGUCUUCAUUUUUUGCAAAUGAGAAGUUGGAUAACGAAGCGGUUGUGGCCAAACUAAAGGAACUUCCAAAGGGUAAUGAGAAUCUUAGUAUUGAAUGCUUCUGAUGGAAUUUGGUUAGAAUCUAGUAGAAAAUAAUAUUUCUAGCCCUAUGUGACAUUGAUUGUGGUGAAAAAAAACAAAUUUCAAAACAUAAUCUUGUAGUUUUCUUCUCCCUUUUAUAUUGAUGAUUUUUCUUUAUGACAAUUAAUCUUUAGUUUAAUAUUGAAUGUUUUUAAAUUUAAAUGACAAAAAAUACCAUUUUAUUGCAA